Molecule: messenger RNA, 2016 nt
Organism: Silurus meridionalis
Lineage: Eukaryota; Metazoa; Chordata; Actinopteri; Siluriformes; Siluridae
Gene: s1pr4
Product: sphingosine-1-phosphate receptor 4
Exons: 2
Coding region: 219-1358 (379 amino acids)
Biological process (GO): G protein-coupled receptor signaling pathway
Cellular component (GO): membrane
Molecular function (GO): sphingosine-1-phosphate receptor activity
Source: RefSeq, a predicted model, not a curated record
GUCAAAAUGUGUAAGCUUCCUUCCUUGUUAUAGUCGCGCAUAGAGGAUGAGCGCUCAGAGGAUGGAUGGCUGCACAGACAUCAGCAUCACAUGCACAGGGAGACUGUAAGAGCAGCAGAACUAUCAGGAGAGGGAGUCUGAUUGCCUGAGAAAAGACAAGCCAGUCAUCUCAGUGAGAUUCGACCCAAACCUCCUAAAAUUUACCCCAUUAUUCAAUCAUGGACACACUCAGUUCCUCUGCAUCCUGCCCGGAAGUGUACAACCGGAGCGGAGGCAGCAUCAUCCUGCAGCAUUAUAACUACACCGGGAGACUGCAGCACCGAACAUCACACAAAAGCAGCAUCAGCACAGGUUCAGCCGUCCUCCUCUGCUUCAGCAUCCUCAUCAUGCUGGAGAACCUGCUGGUGCUGAUGGCAGUGCUGUUUCGUGUGCGCAUGCGCCACCGUUGGCUGUACAUCUGCAUCGGCAACAUUGCUCUCAGCGAUUUGCUCACAGGAGCAGCCUAUGUGGUGAACAUCUGCAUGUCAGGAGGGCUCACUAUGCAGCUCAGCCCAAUGCUCUGGCUUGUGCGUGAAGGACUUCUGUUUGUGGCCUUGUCCGCCUCCGUGUUCAGCUUGCUGCUGAUUGCAUUGGAGCGCUAUGCCACCAUGAAGUCAGAGUCUGAGAACAGGUACAAGAAGACCUAUCGGAUCUAUAUCCUGGUGGUGCUGUGCUGGAUUUUGGCGUUCAUCAUCGGUUUCCUGCCUCUGUUCGGCUGGAACUGCGUGUGCGAUCUAAGUGGUUGCUCAACUCUGCUGCCCCUUUACUCUAAGAGCUACAUCCUGUUUGCUCUGGUCAUUUUCUUCAUCAUCCUCCUGUCCAUCUGUGGCCUUUAUUUCGCCAUAUACUGGCGCGUCCGGAAAAACACUUCGACGGCCUUGGUGAAAAGCAGAAAGCGCUCCAUCCGUCUCCUCAAGGCUGUGAUCUCCAUCGUGGCUGCAUUUGUGUUGUGCUGGGGCCCAUUGUUUGUCCUGCUCUUGAUCGAUUACUACUGUUACUCGCGUCGCUGCGAGUCUCUCUUCAGCCCGCAGUGGGUCAUCGCCCUGGCCGUCCUCAACUCCUCCAUCAACCCACUCAUCUACUCAAUGGGCAGCCAGGAUCUGCGCAAGGCCAUCUGCAGCCUCCUGUGCUGCAUCUGCCACCCAGAGAGCUUCUCAUCCAAGGAGACCUCGAGCACAUCAGUGAGCCGCCACAGCAGCCUGCGUAACAGUUUCAACAAGGUGCGGAACCUGAGCACGAGCCCACAGAGCCAAGAGAGGAGCAGCAAGAAGACCAGGUUGAGCUCCACCACCUCCUGCCUGUCUGCGUCGAGCUCUUAAACCACAUGUUACACACGCAAACCACAAGGAAAUCACACACCCACAUGCACACAAGAUGCUUGCUCAUGCACACACAGCCACGCACAUGCAAACGGAAUGUUUUUUAUUAAUCAUCAUUUUACAUCUAUUCAGUCUUUUUCUGAAGAAGUGCGUAAAUACCAACACACAUAAAGACAAUUAUGUGUGUUAGCAGACAACUUGUUGUUUUUUUUUUUUUUACCAUUUUUUUAUUGUCAUCUUUAUGAAUUAUGAAUGUACCAUGAAACAUAUAUUUUUAUUAACAAAAACAUAAAAAAAAAAAACUUUUCUACAAUUUAUAUUCUUCUUUUUAUUAUUUUAAUAAUAUUUCUGCUGUUAUUGUUUUAAUAUUAAAUGAAGACAUCAACAUUGUUGAAAAAUAUCAGAUUUUGCCAGGUAAAAAGCAUGUGAAUGCCUUUCUUUAUAAAGAAUGAAGAAAAUCAUUCAAAAACUUUAAAAUAAAUGCAAUAUCUUAUACUCACCAAAAGGCUUUGAAUGAAAACUAUGUAAAUGUUUAUAUGCGUAAAUGAUGGAUAUUUUUUGUACAUGAUGUUUAUCGUGGUGGAAUGUUUACACUUUUGCUGAAAUGUAGAAAUAAGAGCUUUAUAUCUGAAAUAAAGAGAAAUAUUCAUUGACAGUA